AUGCCUGUGGCCCAUGUAGCAGGUGUGGCCCAUGUAGCAGGUGUGGCCCAUGUAGCAGGUGUGGUCCAAGCAGCAGCUGUGGUCCAUGUAGCAGGUGUGGUCCAUGUAGCAGGUGUGACCCAUGUAGCAGCUGUGGUCCAUGCAGCAGCUGUGGCCCAUGUAGCAGGUGUGGUCCAUGUAGCAGGUGUGGCCCAUGUAGCAGCUGUGGCCCAUGUAGCAGGUGUGGUCCAAGCAGCAGCUGUGGCCCAUGUAGCAGGUGUGGCCCAUGUAGCAGGUGUGGCCCAUGUAGCAGCUGUGGCCCAUGCAGCAGGUGUGGUCCAUGUAGCAGGUGUGACCCAUGUAGCAGCUGUGGUCCAUGCAGCAGGUGUGGCCCAUGCAGCAGGUGUGGUCCAUGUAGCAGCUGUGGUCCAUGCAGCAGGUGUGACCCAUGUAGCAGCUGUGGUCCAUGUAGCAGCUGUGACCCAUGUAGCAGCUGUGACCCAUGUAGCAGCUGUGACCCAUGUAGCAGCUGUGACCCAUGUAGCAGCUGUGGUCCAUGCAGCAGCUGUGGUCCAUGUAGCAGGUGUGGUCCAUGUAGCAGGUGUGGCCCAUGUAGCAGCUGUGGCCCAUGUAGCAGGUGUGGUCCAAGCAGCAGCUGUGGCCCAUGCAGCAGGUGUGGUCCAUGCAGCAGCUGUGGUCCAUGUAACAGCUGUGGCCCAUGCAGCAGCUGUGGUCCAUGCAGCAGCUGUGGUCCAUGUAGCAGCUGUGGUCCAUGUAGCAGCUGUGGCCCAUGCAGCAGCUGUGGUCCAUGCAGCAGCUGUGGUCCAUGUAGCAGCUGUGACCCAUGCAGCAGCUGUGACCCAUGCAGCAGCUGUGACCCAUGCAGCAGCUGUGACCCAUGCAGCAGCUGUGGUCCAUGCAGCAGCUGUGACCCAUGUAGCAGCUGUGACUCAUGCAGCAGCUGUGGUCCAUGCAGCAGCUGUGACCCAUGUAGCAGCUGUGGCCCAUGUAGCAGCUGUGACCCAUGUAGCAGCUGUGACCCAUGCAGCAGCUGUGGUCCAUGCAGCAGCUGUGACCCAUGAAGCAGCUGUGACCCAUGUAGCAGCUGUGGCCCAUGCAGCAGCUGUGACCCAUGCAGCAGCUGUGACCCAUGCAGCAGCUGUGGUCCAUGCAGCAGCUGUGGCCCAUGUAGCAGCUGUGACCCAUGCAGCAGCUGUGGCCCAUGCAGCAGCUGUGACCCAUGUAGCAGGUGUGGUCCAUGUAGCAGCUGUGGUCCAUGUAGCAGCUGUGACCCAUGUAGCAGCUGUGACCCAUGCAGCAGCUGUGACCCAUGCAGCAGCUGUGACCCAUGCAGCAUCUGUGACCCAUGCAGCAGCUGUAACCCAUGCAGCAGCUGUAACCAAUGCAGCAGCUGUGACCCAUGCAGCAGCUGUGACCCAUGCAGCAGCUGUGACCCAUGCAGCAGCUGUGACCCAUGCAGCAGCUGUGGUCCAUGUAGCAGGUGUGGUCCAUGUAGCAGCUGUGGUCCAUGUAGCAGCUGUGGCCCAUGUAGCAGCUGUGGUCCAUGCAGCAUGUGUGACCCAUGUAGCAGCUGUGGUCCAUGUAGCAGCUGUGGUCCAUGUAGCAGCUGUGGUCCAUGUAGCAGGAGUGGCCCAUGCAGCAGCUGUGGUCCAUGCAGCAGCUGUGGUCCAUGCAGCAGCUGUGACCCAUGCAGCAGCUGUGACCCAUGCAGCAGCUGUAACCCAUGCAGCAGCUGUGACCCAUGCAGCAGCUGUGACCCAUGCAGCAGCUGUGACCCAUGCAGCAGCUGUGACCCAUGCAGCAGCUGUAACCCAUGCAGCAGCUGUGACCCAUGCAGCAGCUGUGACCCAUGCAGCAGCUGUGACCCAUGCAGCAGCUGUAACCCAUGCAGCAGCUGUGACCCAUGCAGCAGCUGUGACCCAUGCAGCAGCUGUGACCCAUGCAGCAGCUGUGACCCAUGCAGCAGCUGUAACCCAUGCCAGCAGCUGUGACCCAUGCAGCAGCUGUGACCCAUGCAGCAGCUGUGGCCCAUGCCAGCAGCUGUGA
Messenger RNA from Procambarus clarkii (red swamp crayfish), 2046 nucleotides. Its product is annotated as S-layer protein-like. NCBI's taxonomy places the organism in Eukaryota, Metazoa, Arthropoda, Malacostraca, Decapoda, Cambaridae. The record is from RefSeq and is a predicted model, not a curated record.